Messenger RNA from Aspergillus neoniger CBS 115656, 1731 nucleotides. Its product is annotated as acyclic terpene utilization AtuA family protein. The record is from RefSeq and is a predicted model, not a curated record. Bases 1 to 1731 code for a protein of 576 amino acids. Lineage: Eukaryota; Fungi; Ascomycota; Eurotiomycetes; Eurotiales; Aspergillaceae. The transcript has 5 exons.
AUGACACGAGGACCUACCAGCAGACCAGUCCGGAUCGCCGGCUGUGCCGGAGGAAACACCGAUCGCUGGGAUGCAAUCAAGUCCUUUGCCAGUGACCCCAGCAUCGAUGCUAUCAUCGGAGACUGGCUAUCCGAAUCCAAUAUGUUCCUGCAAUGCUUUGAGCCUGCCAUCGCAGACCUAAGCGCUCAUGGGAUGAAGCUCGUGGUCAAUGCGGGUGCUUCAGAUACAGAGCUCCUUGCAAUUGAGUGUCAGAAGUUGGUCCAGCGGAGUGGGCAUGGUCAUCUGCGCCUUGCGUGGAUUGAAGGUGACGAUGUGACGGAUGUUCUGCUAGAGCAAAGGAAGAAGGGCGACGAAAACUACCCCAUUCGACUUUCGGGUAAGUCGCUGUCUGAGGUUGACCCCAAUUUUGUAUUUGCGCAGUGUUAUCUUGGCGGAUGGGGUAUUGCGAAGGCUCUGGCUGAAGGUGCGGAUAUUGUCAUUUGUGGGCGAGUCUCGGAUGCUUCUCCGGUGGUUGGUGUUGCAGCGUGGUGGCAUGGGUGGUCUGAGAACAACUAUGAUGAACUUGCGCGAGCUUUGAUUGCUGGUCAUCUUAUCGAAUGCUCUGGGUAUGCCACUGGCGGUAACUUCACCGGAUUCAAGUCGCUCCUGAAAGCAGGAAAGCAUCUCAGCCUCGGAUUUCCCAUCGCAGAGAUCGAAGCCAACGGAGACUUCACAAUCGCCAAAGAGAAAAACACCGGAGGAUGCGUGACAGUCGAAUCCUUGACAUCGCAACUCAUAUAUGAAAUCCAAGGCCCAUGGUAUCUCAACUCCGACGUCGUUGCUGACCUGACAGGAGUGAAGCUGGAACAAAUUGCCCCAGAACAAGUCCGGGUAACAGGCAUUGUGGGCAUGCCACCUCCCCCGACGACCAAACUAGGGUUCACCACUUUCGGAGGAUAUCAGGCCGAGUUUCAUGCUUUCAUGACAGGUCUUGAUAUUGACGAGAAGUGCAAGUGGACUGAAGAACAGAUCCGAGAGGCAAUCGGUGAGGAUAUCCACCGGUUCACUCAACUGAGAUUCCAUCGUAUUGGGUCCCCGUCCCUCGACACUACCUGUCAGGAUCAUGCCACGGUGAUGUUCCGUGUCUUUGCGCAGACUAAAGACCCGGAGAUCUUGCGGACAGAUGCCCUAACCCCCAGCAACGACCCCCGACAAGUCCACGCAAAGCCAUACUACAACUAUAACACGGGACUCAUUCCCCGAUCUGUCCUAAAGCAUAGAGUACAUCUCCUCGCGGCCGAUUCUAAGAAAGUCAUCACAAUCGACCCACCCAGCGUGACCCAAACAUACGGCACCCAGCCCUCCCACGAAACAGAAAACCCCGUUGACAUCUCCGCCUUCGGAGAGACAGUCAAAGCCCCCCUGGGCUCGGUCGUCUAUGGUAGAGCUGGCGACAAAGGAGCCAACUGCAAUGUGGGCUUUUACGUGAAACACCAAGAUGAAUGGGAUUGGCUUAGGACAUUCCUUACGACGGACAAGAUCAAGGAGCUGCUUGGACCGAUUGAGUAUUCAGGGAACCAAAUCGACCGAUUCGAGAUCCCUGGCGUAAGAGUGGUGCAUUUCCUGCUUCAUGAUCAUCUUGAUCGGGGGUAUAACUCGUCUUCGAGUAGUGAUGUUCUGGGGAAGAAUACGUGCGAGUUUCUGCGGUCGAAGAUGGUUGAUGUUCCCAAGGUAUUUUUGCAGCGUUCUUAG